AUGGCUUCAACUUCGAAAGGCAACUGCUACGAUAACUGGAGUCGCUGCACACCACAGACAAUGGUAGGUUCGGCCGUUUUUUGUGAGAUGCUGGAACAGACAAACUCUGGAAAAAUUGCCAAGACUACUGUAGACAAUGCAUUGGGAAAUCUACGGGAGAAUGCUUUUUUACUGGUAUAUUUUGGAAAAGCUGUUCCGACUACUGCAGGCAAUGUUUUGGAAGAGCUUACGGGAAAUGCGAAAGGUUUUUUACUGGUAUAUUGUGGAAAAGCUGUUCCGACUACUGCAGGCAAUGUUUUGGAAGAGCUUACGGGAAAUGCGAAAGGGUACACAACAGAUACUGUAGUGGAGGCUACCAAUGCCAUUGCAAAGGUCAUCGCGUUGCGAAAUCUCGAAAUCCCAUCGUCAGGGCUACUUGCAGACUUGGACUAUAAGGAGCACAAUCGGAAUGCAACGCUUUCAAAUUGA
Messenger RNA from Strongylus vulgaris, 468 nucleotides. NCBI's taxonomy places the organism in Eukaryota, Metazoa, Nematoda, Chromadorea, Rhabditida, Strongylidae. The record is from the annotation of a GenBank genome assembly.